GCCUACAAGCGAUUAUAAAUCAGUCUGUGUGAAACUUACGCCGCGGCUGCUUUACAUUAUGUAAUUUUUUUAAUACGUGUUUCGUAAAGAUAUAUUUUUAAUAGUCUUUUUUUUGUUAUUAUAAUUGUGAUAUUAUAUGAUAAGUAAAUACAAUGGGUGUCAAAAGCACUGGUCGUGAUUCUAACCAAAAGAAAAACAAAAAACUACCUUCAGAGAAGUCCCCUCCGGGAGUGUUUUCUAGGUUUUUGUAUUGUUGGACAUUCCCUUUGUUCUAUAAUGGCAACAGACGAGAUCUUGAGGAACACGAUUUGAAACCGGCGAAGAAAAUUUACGACUCAAAAAAUGUGGGAGAUAUGUUGGAACAGAAUUGGUUUAAAGAAGAAGCAGCCGCUAGAGCCGCGGGCCGCACACCAUCCUUUGUAAAAGCUUUAGCGAAGACAUUUUUAUGGACUUUCAUCCCUGGAGGAAUAAUGCAAUUUAUAUACACUGCUCUUAGAACAGCAACCCCUUUACUUUUCGGGCAGCUGCUGCUGUACUGGUCCCCGGAUUCACCUAUCGACCAGCAGACCGCUAUGUACUACGCCCUGGGAAUGAUCUUUGCCAACUGGACUGGUUCCUUCUUCAACCACCACGGAGCACUGUACUGCCAACAAUUUGGAAUGAAGCUGAGAAUCGCUACCAGCUCUCUUAUGUUCAGAAAGAUAAUGCGAAUGAACAACGCAUCUCUUGGAGAGACGGCGGCAGGCAAGGUGGUGAACUUACUGUCCAAUGACCUGCAGCGCUUUGAUCUAGCGUUUCUGUUCCUGCACUACGUGUGGAUCAUCCCGAUACAGCUGGCGGCAGUGUGCUGGUUGGGCUACAUGCAAGCGGGAUACGCGGCUCUGAUUGGCUUGGCCGCUCUGAUAAUUAUCGCUCUACCUAUACAAGCUUUCCUGAGUCGUAUAAUCGGAAGAACCAGGUUCAAAAUAGCUGACAAAACUGACGAGAGAAUCCGAGUGAUGAGCGAAGUCAUAACUGGAAUUCAAGUAAUCAAAAUGUACGCGUGGGAAAUACCUUUCGAGAAGACAGUUAGCCAAAAGAGAGACGAUGAAUUGAAACAAGUUCGCAUCGCCACAUUCUUGAGAACCGUGUUCUUAGGCUUUAUGAUGUUCACCGAGAGAACGGCUUUCUUCAUCACCAUAAUGACAUUUGUUCUUUUAGGGAACUCGAUGACGGCUAAUGUGAUAUAUCCUCUACAACAAUUCAUGACCGCUGCCCAGCUUAACAUAACACUGUUCUUGCCGCUCGUAGUCAGUUUCACUGCUGAGAUGCUGGUAUCCAUCAAAAGAGUUCAAGAAUUUCUGCUAUUGGAGGACAGGCCCGACUUGGCGGCGGGCGCGGAGGCGCCGACAGCCCGCUUGUUCAAAAAUCCCAGUUUCUCGGGCGCCGACAAAACUGUUACGCCUCUCUCUUAUCACCGCAACUCCGAUGCAGUAUUUACUAAUGGUAUAAAUCGCGGCAACAAAUUCCGUCGGAGCAUGUCGAUGCCAGGAGAGUUCGCCGUGGAGGUUCGUGACGUCACGGCGAGCUGGACCGGCGACCCCAACAUGUUGGCUCUCAAGAAUAUCUCGUUCAGGCUGCGCCGGGGAAAGCUCUGCGCCAUUAUAGGAGCCGUCGGGUCUGGGAAGUCAUCCAUUCUGCAACUACUUCUGAAGGAGCUACCAGCAGCUACCGGGAGCGUCGUAAUACCAGGAAGCAUUUCUUACGCGAGUCAGGAGCCGUGGCUUUUCCCUAGCACCGUUCGGGAGAAUAUUCUUUUUGGAUUGCCAUAUGAUGUGCAGAAAUAUAGAAGGGUUUGCAAAGCAUGUGCACUGGAAAAAGACUUUUUGCAAUUCCCCUACGGCGACCAAACACUGGUGGGCGAGCGAGGGGUGUCGCUGUCGGGGGGGCAGCGCGCCCGAAUCAAUUUGGCCCGCGCCGUCUACAGGGAGUCGGACGUGUACCUCUUGGACGACCCUCUGUCCGCGGUGGACCCUAACGUGGGCCGCCAACUAUUCGAGGGCUGCAUCAACGGGUACCUGCGCGGGCGCACCAGAGUGCUCGUCACGCAUCAAAUACAUUUCCUUAAAGCUGCCGACCAUAUUAUUGUGUUGAAUGAGGGGCGAGUUGAGAACAUGGGCACUUUCGACGAGUUAGCAUCUUCAGGCAAAGAGUUUUCCAUGUUAUUGACCGCGCUGCAGGACGGUAAAGACAAGGACACCGAGAGUGUAGGUUCAGGAGUUAGUCUUGAAGACAAAGAGAGACCAAAGCUACUUAGAACUCAAUCUUCCGUCAACGAGGCAGAACAGCCACAGGAGUUUGAAGCUCAGAAGAUAAAAGAUGAAGAGAGACAGUCUGGGAACUUACGAUGGGAGGUCGUCAGCGCUUACUUCACGUCUGGUGGAAACGUGUGCUUCAUCAUGUUUACAGUGUUGAUGAUCUUACUGGCUGCUGCUAGUGCCGCGGCCGUCGACUUCUGGGUUAGCUUUUGGUCUAACCAGAUGGCUAUAUAUGAAGAAGGAUUAGAUGGAGAAGAUAUGGAUCCAGGUUUAGACGUACAAGUGGGACCGUUCACUACGGGACAAUACAUCAUCAUCCAUGGCUGUAUAGUGGUGUCUUGCAUCUUACUCACACACUUCAGAGUCCUUCCAUUUGUGAGUCUAUGCGUAUCUGCUUCUAAGAACCUGCAUAACAGAAUGUUCUCCACCAUGACUAAGGGCAUCAUGAGAUUUUUCGAUACUAGCUCCUCAGGUCGUAUUCUGAACCGAUUCACAAAGGACAUGGGAGCUCUGGACGAAAUAUUGCCUCGAACUUUGUUGGAUGUGUUCCAAAUCUACAGCACGCUGGUUGCUAUCCUCGUAUUGAACGCUAUCGCGCUGUACUGGACCCUCAUUCCUUCAGCGGUUUUGCUUAUUUGCUUCUUCUUCUUUGUUAAAAUUUACAUGAAAACAGCACAGGGAGUAAAGAGGUUGGAGGGAACGGCAAAGAGUCCAGUGUUCGGAAUGAUAACAUCUUCUUUGAACGGUAUUGCUACCAUAAGAUCAGCCGGCGCUCAACACAGACUCAUCGCUGAUUUUGAUAACCAUCAGGACCUGCACACUGCUGCGUGGAACAGCUACUUGGGCGGCGGGUCUGCCUUCGGUUUCUAUCUGGACACGAUGUGCCUUGUAUACCUCAGCUGCGUCAUCUUUGUUUUCUUAUAUCUUGAUUUGGGUGACGCAAUAGCCGUCGGCAGCGUGGGGUUAGCGGUGACACAGAGCAACACGUUGACGGCCAUGUUGCAGCACGGAGCUCGCAUGUUGGUGGAGUUCAUCGCUCAGCUCACGAGUGUAGAGAGAGUGCUCGAGUAUACUCGCAUCGAGACCGAGCCAAACCUCUUUGAAGGCAAAAUAAACGCGCCUGCACAUUGGCCUUCAGCGGGUAACAUCGAGUUCCAAAGAGUAUUCUUGCGUUACGCCCCAAACGAAGCACCGGUUCUCAAGGACUUAAACAUCGUCGUCCAGAGUGGGUGGAAGGUCGGGAUAGUGGGCAGGACGGGAGCGGGUAAAUCUUCCCUAAUAUCGGCUCUGUUCCGUUUCGCAUACAUUGAUGGGACGAUAUCCAUCGACGGCAUUGAUACUUCCCUGGUUGCAAGACAGGAGCUUCGAUCAAAAAUUUCAAUUAUUCCGCAAGAGCCAGUCCUAUUCUCCGCUACAAUAAGAUACAAUCUGGAUCCUUUUAACAUCUACAGCGAUGAUGACCUCUGGAGAGCGCUUGAACAGGUGGAUAUGAAGUCAGCUGUUCCUUCACUCGACUUCAAAGUAACGGAAGGAGGUUCCAAUUUCUCUGUGGGGCAAAGACAACUAAUGUGUUUGGCGCGCGCUGUGCUUAGAUCUAACAAAAUAUUAAUUAUGGACGAAGCCACUGCCAACGUUGAUCCUCAAACUGACAGCUUUAUACAGCAGACAAUACGGCGCCAAUUCUCAUCUUGUACAGUUCUGACAAUUGCUCAUCGGCUCAACACCAUUAUGGACUCUGACCGUGUGUUAGUAAUGAAUUUCGGGCAGGCGAUGGAGUUUGAUCAUCCUCAUAUUCUGCUCUCAGAUCCAAAUAGUAUGUUUUCGUCCAUGGUUCGUGAAACUGGUGAAAAGACUAGUGCACAACUUUUUGAAAUAGCCAAAGAAAGUUAUUUCCAGGAUAAUCUGCAGAAAAAUGCAAGAUGAAAGAUCAAAUAAAUGUUGAUAAACUAGAUCGAUUGAAGAAACGUGAUAUUAUUUACAACGCUUGCAUCACAGUCAAUGUCACUAAUCAUUAUGCAGGUUCAUAAUGGAGAGAAGAUUGUUUUAAACUUGUUAUUACUUCUCUUUGCAAUAUAAAUACACAUGUACAUACAUACACGUUUGAAAAAUCUAAAGUUAGAGACCUGCAUACCGAUUAUGUACCUAUAACUAAUGGUUGUGUUUUCGUUAAUGUAGAUAGCAGCAUAUUUAGCAGAACUAUAGUUUAAACUUCUAAGGAUAACAGAACAGGGUUGUUUGCAUUAAGUAUUAAUAUUUGAAAUUUAUUUGAAUAAAAUGUGAAUAUUUUUAUACAUAUGAAAAAAAUAUAUUUUGUUGAAUAAAGGUUAUUG
Amyelois transitella is the source of this 4627-nucleotide messenger RNA. RefSeq names its product ATP-binding cassette sub-family C member 4. The record is from RefSeq and is a predicted model, not a curated record. The transcript has 25 exons. The coding region runs from base 153 to 4220 and encodes 1355 amino acids. Lineage: Eukaryota; Metazoa; Arthropoda; Insecta; Lepidoptera; Pyralidae. Gene Ontology annotation, molecular function: ABC-type transporter activity; ATP binding; ATP hydrolysis activity. Gene Ontology annotation, biological process: transmembrane transport. Gene Ontology annotation, cellular component: membrane.